GUGAUAAUGAUUGUGAUGAUGGUGAUGGUGAUGAUGGUGGUGAUGGUGAUGAUGGUGCUUUGUUAAUGAUUUCUAUCGUGACAGCGUGUGACGUUAAUGACGCUGAUGAUGGUGAUUGUGCAAAUGAUGCCAUAAUGAUGAUGAUGGUGUGAUGUUAAUGGUGGUGAUGAUGGCUGUAGUUGUGGUGGCGUGGUGGGGGGUGAGUGGGGGGAGCGGUGCCGCGUCAUUGCGGUAGCGCUCUCUCCCAUCUCUCUCCCUCCCGUCAUUACGAGUCACGUGAGUGGAGAGAGCGCAGGAGGGAGAGACGCAGAGAGAGAGAGAGCGAGAGGAGAGAGCGAGGAAGAUGGCGCCCCAACGAGGACUGAAGGCGGUGGUGGGGGAGAAGAUCAUGACCGAGGUGAUUAAGAAGGUGAAGAAGCGAGGAGAAUGGAAGGUGCUCGUGGUCGACCACCUGAGCAUGCGCAUGCUGUCGGCCUGCUGCCGCAUGACGGACAUCAUGAGCGAGGGCAUCACGAUCGUGGAGGACCUGCACAAGGUGAGGGAGACGCUGCCCACUCUGGAGGCUGUCUACCUCAUCACGCCCACCGAAAAGUCCGUGUCGGUGCUGAUCGACGACUUCAUGGACGCCAUGAACUACCGCUAUCGCGCGGCGCACGUGUUCUUCACUGACGCGUGCCCUGACGCACUCUUCAACAAGCUGGUCAAGUCCAAGUGCUCCAAGGCCGUGAAGACACUGCAGGAGAUCAACAUCGCCUUCCUGCCAUACGAGUCGCAGGUGUUCCUGCUGGACUUUGUGGAGGCGACGCAGGUGGUGUACAGCCCGCACCGCGCCAGCGAGCGCAACCGCGCCAUGGAGCGCAUGGCGGAGCAGAUCGCCACGCUGUGCACCACGCUCAAGGAGUACCCGGCCGUGCGCUACCGCGGGGAGUUCCCCCCGAAUGGGCUGCUCGCUCAGCUGGUUCAGGACAAACUCAACGCCUACAAGGCCGACGACCCCACCAUGGGCGAGGGCCCGGACAAGGCUCGCUCGCAGCUGCUGAUCGUGGACCGCGGCGUGGACCUCGUGUCGCCGCUCGUGCACGAGUUGACCUUCCAGGCCAUGGCCUACGACCUGCUGCCCGUCGAGAACGACGUCUACAAGUACGAGACGACGGGGCAGGGGGAGACGAAGACGAAGGAGGUUCCCCUGGACGAGGACGACGAACUGUGGGCGUCACUCCGGCACAAGCACAUCGCAGAGGUCUCACAGGAGGUGACUCGCUCACUGAAGGAGUUUUCCACCAACAAGAAGAUGGCUUCAUCCGGAGAAAAGACCACGAUACGCGACUUGUCCCAGAUGCUCAAGAAGAUGCCGCAGUACCAGAAAGAGCUGAGCAAGUACUCGACGCACCUGCACCUGGCGGAGGACUGCAUGCGGAUGUACCAGGAGGGAGCUGACAAGCUGUGCCGCGUGGAGCAGGACCUGGCGACGGGGCUGGACGCGGAGGGGGAGAAGGUGAAGGAUCCCAUGCGCAUCACCGUGCCCAUCCUGCUGGACGAGAACGUCAGCACCCUGGACAAGAUCCGCGUCAUCUGCCUCUACGUGCUGCUCAAGAACGGGAUCACGGACGAGAACCUGCAGAGGUUGAUCGACCACGCCAAGAUCCCCUCGGAGGAUGCCGACAUCAUCACCGCCAUGGCGCACUACGGCGUGCCCGUCAUCGCUGAGACGUCCGCGCGCCGCAAGAAGCAGCCGGACCGCAAGGAGCGCGUGGGCGAAAAGACGUACCAGCUGUCUCGCUGGGUGCCCGUCAUCAAGGACAUCAUGGAGGACGCCAUCGACGACAAGCUGGACGUGAAGCUGUGGCCCUACAUCUCCACGCGACCUAUGACCUCGGGCGGCUCCGGGGCCGUCAGCUCGCGCUACGGCCACUGGCACGAGUCGCGUGGCGCCUCCGAGUACCGCAGCGGCCCCCGCCUCAUCGUCUUCUUUGUGGGCGGCGUGGGCCUCAGCGAGACGCGCAGCGCCUUCGAGGUGUCGCAGGGUGGCACCAAGUGGGAGGUCGUCGUCGGCUCCACCCACCUGCUGACUCCACAGCGGUUCCUCUCCGACCUCCGCCACCCGGACUUCCGCCAGGGGUCACGCGUCUCCUUCGGCGGGGCCGGAGCCCCCGACAGCUGAAGCCCCCCCCCCCAGACAUCUCCCUCCCCACCACCACCUCCACGACCCACCCUGACACCCAGACACCCUGACACACCACCCCCAGGACCCCCCGCGUCACUACCCCCCUGACCUCUUCCCCCGUGUCACGACCCCCCCCCCCCCGUGAUCCCGAGCGCCGCCCGGCACCGCACGCUGCUGAGUGGAAGUGAGGCCUCGCCGUCGUCACCGCCGUCGUCACCGUCACGGCACCGUGCGCGCCACACACAUGUUGGGAGAAUAAAGCCGUUGACGGCGUCGUCGUCGUGACGUCCUCGGCGGCGUCAUCGGCGUCGUCAUCGUGACGUCGUCUGCAGCGUCGUCAUCGGCGUCGUCAUCGUGACGUCGUCUGCAGCGACGUCAUCGUGACGUCGUCAUCGUGACGUCGGCGUCGUCAUCGUGACGUCGUCGGCGGCGUCUUUGUUGCGACUUACUACUGCUACCAUCAUCACUACGAACACCAUCAUCGUCAUCAUUACUACUGCUACCAUCAUCACUACGAACACCAUCAUCACCAUCACCACCAUCCUCAUCAUCACCAUCAUCGUCAUCAUUACUACUGCUACCAUCAUCACUACGAACACCAUCAUCACCAUCAUCGUCAUCAUUACUACUGCUACCAUCAUCACUACGAACACCAUCAUCACCACCAUCGUCAUCAUUACUACUGCUACCAUCAUCACUACGAACACCAUCAUCACCACCAUCGUCAUCAUUACUACUGCUACCAUCAUCACUACGAACACCAUCAUCACCACCAUCCUCGUCACCACCAUCAUCGUCAUCAUUACUACUGCUACCAUCAUCACUACGAACACCAUCAUUACCAUCAUCGUCAUCAUUACUACUGCUACCAUCAUCACUACUAACACCAUCAUCACCACCAUCCUCGUCACCACCAUCAUCGUCAUCAUUACUACUGCUACCAUCAUCACUACGAACACCAUCAUCACCAUCACCACCAUCCUCAUCAUCACCAUCAUCGUCGUCAUCAUUACUACUGCUACCAUCAUCACUACGAACACCAUCAUCACCAUCAUCGUCAUCAUUACUACUGCUACCAUCAUCACUACGAACACCAUCAUCACCACCAUCGUCAUCAUUACUACUGCUACCAUCAUCACUACGAACACCAUCAUCACCACCAUCCUCGUCACCACCAUCAUCGUCAUCAUUACUACUGCUACCAUCAUCACUACGAACACCAUCAUUACCAUCAUCGUCAUCAUUACUACUGCUACCAUCAUCACUACUAACACCAUCAUCACCACCAUCCUCGUCACCACCAUCAUCGUCAUCAUUACUACUGCUACCAUCAUCACUACGAACACCAUCACCACCAUCCUCAUCACCAUCAUCAUCGUCAUCAUUACUACUGCUACCAUCAUUACUGCUAACACCACCAUCAUCGUCAUCAUUAAUACUGCUACCAUUGCCACCAUCACCACCAUCAUCAUUACUACCAUCAUCAUCAUCACCACCACUAUCAUCGUUACUACUACCACCAUCAUCAUCAUCACCACACCAGCAUCACCAUCACCACCACCAUCAUCAUUGUAGAGGUCAUCACCGUCUUUCGUGUUUCGUUCACCGAUGAGGUGUAUGUCUGUGUGUGGGUGUCUGUGUGUCUCUGUGGGUCUGUGUCUGUGUGUUUGUGUGUCUGUGUCUGUGUGUGUCUGUGUGUCUGUGGGUGUCUGUGUCUGUGUGUGGGUGUCUGUGUGUUUGUGUGUGGGUAUCUGUGUGUCUGUGUUUGUGUGUGGGUGUCUGUGUGUCUGUGUGGGUGUCUGUGUAUCCGUGUGGGUGUCUGUGUGUGUGUCUGUGUGGGUUACUGUGUGUUUGUGUGUGUCUGUGUGUGUGUGUUCACGCCUGUGUGUGUAUGUACCCACGUCUGUGUGUGUGUGUGUACCCACGUCUGUGUGUGUGUGUACCCACGUGUGUGUGUGUACCCACGUCUUUUUGUGUGUGUACCCACAUCUGUGUGUACCCACAUCUGUGUGUGUGUGUGUGUACCCACGUCUGUGUGUGUGUGUACCCACGUCUGUCUGUGUGUGUGUGUACCCACGUCUGUGUGUGUGUGUGUACCCACGUCUGUCUGUGUGUGUGUGAGCUGUGGCGUAGUGGUUAGCGCUACGCUGCGCUCCGAACCCGACGACCCGAGUUCGAUUCCCGCUCACGGCCAACACAAGUGACGAUUAUCUGAACCGGUCCUGGGCCUCCCCUAGGUCGACUCAGCCUCGAAUGAGUACCUGAUACGGUGUGUAGUAAACAUCGCCGCUGGGGAGACAAAGGCGGCCGGGCGUGGUGCUGGCCACCCACCCCCUCGAGUGCCGUGCCGGCCUUCAUAGGUGCUCGCUAACAGCACUUGCCCCGAAAAGUUUGCUAAAGGCUAUACGGGGGAUCUUUGUCUUUAUGUGUUUGCGUACACCUUUGCAUGCGUGUGUUGUGUGUGCGCGCGCGCGCGCGCGUUUCGGCAUGAGUGUGUCGUGCGUACACACGUGUAUGUGUGUCGCGUGUGUAAUAUGUGUGUAGGUGUGUGUAUGUGUGUGUGUCUGUGUGUGUAUAUGUGUGUAUGUGUGUGUGUGCAUGUGUGUGCGUGUAUGUGUGUGUGUAGGUGUGUGUGUGUAUGUGUGUGUGUAUGUGUGUGUGUAUGUGUGUAUGUGUGUGCACGUGCGCGUGCUGCAUGCGCCGAGGCGGUGCCGAUGGUCUCUCCCGCGUGCCCCCCCCCCCCCCGUGUGCCCCCCCCCCCCCGAGCUAUGCACGCGCGAGUCGCCUCGUGUCGUCGUCGUCGUCGUGGUGAUCGUCGUGGUCGUCGUCGUGUUUCGUGUCCCCCUCCUCCUCCUCCUCGUCGUGUCUCGUCGUGAGCCAGGGCGCAUGCAGCACGAGCCCUGCUGUGACGUCAGUGUCGCCGCCGCCGCCGUCCAAAAGCCGUCGACGAUUUCCACUUUGUGUUGACUGUCCCCAGGCAGGUCCCGCGCCGAGCCACGACCGCUCGCAGGCGACCUCGUGAAAAGGAGCCCCGUGAUACGAAUGCGCGUUGGUUAUACGAAACUCGUGGAGACGCACAGAGACCCAGAGACUUUGUGUAGAACCACAGAGACCCACAGAGACCCCAAAGACUCUGUGUAGAACCAUAGAGACCCACAGAGACCCACAGAGACCCAGAGACUCUGUGUAGAACCAGAGACCCACAGAGACCUUGUGUAGAACCAGAGACACAGAAACCCACAGACUUUGUGUAGAACCAUAGAGACCCACAGAGACCCAGAGACUCUGUGUAGAACCAUAGAGACCCACAGAGACCCAGAGACUUUGUGUAGAACCAGAGACCCACAGAGACCCACAGAGACCCAUAGACUAAUGUAGAACCAUAGAGACUCACAGAGACCCACAGAGAUUUUGUGUAGAACCAUAGAGACCCACAGAGACCCACAGACUUUGUGUAGAACCAUAGAAACUCACAGAGACCCAUAGACUUUGUGUAGAACCAUAGAGACCCACGGAGACCCAGAGACUCUGUGUAGAACCAUAGAGACCCACAGAGACUUCGUGUAGAACCAGAGACCCACAGAGAUUCACAGAGACUGUGUAGAACCAGAGACACACAGAGACCCAGAGACUUUGUGUAGAACCAUAGAGACCCACACAGACCCAGAUACUCUGUGUAGAACCAGAGACCCGCAGAAACCCACAGAGACCCACAGAGACCCAGAUAUACUUUGUGUAGAACCAGAGACCCACAGAGACCCAGAGAGACUUUGUGUAGAACCAGAGACCCACAGAGACUUUGUGUAGAACCAUAGAGACCCAGAGAGACCCAUAUUAACACUAAACUAUUAUUGUUUUACCAGGUAAGGCCCACUUUAGCUAUAACGCCCUUGUUCAAUAACCACCUGGCCACAAAUGAGGGCAAAACGAAUUGACGUAUCGUGUGUCAAUGUACAGCAGCCAAAUCCUCUAAACGUGCGUGUGGUGUUUCUCAAAGUGGAGGGGGGAAACCCGGAGGACCCAGGGAGAACACGCAAACUCCAAAUAUACAACAGGCGCUGUCAGGGUCGGGGUCGAACGCACGACCUCCUGCAGACCAGGCGAGGGAGUUAACAUCUCCCAGCCGCCGUGGCGAGGUCCUUCAGCUCGGCCCCGGCCCCCUGACCCUCCAGACUGCCUCAACCCUCGCCCUGACGCCAGCCUCGACGUCAAACCCGGCCCCUGACCCCCUACACCCAGGGCACAAUACAACGCAGAGCCAUAGCCCUGAACCCACACCCUGCCCCUGUCCCUGCUGCGGCGGCGGCGUGGCUGCGAGUGACUUAGCUGUGUGACUUGUUCCCGCUGGUGGUGAGAGUGUAGACUUCAAGAUGUCGCGUUCCCGUGGCGAUGAGACCGUUCCGAUGCCGAUAGCGACGGUAAUUUGGCACAUUGCACGCUGACUGCCCCUACUGGACCCAGUAAAACCCCCUUACUCGGCCUCAC
This is a messenger RNA of Lethenteron reissneri (Far Eastern brook lamprey), 6649 nucleotides long. Its product is annotated as syntaxin-binding protein 1-like. The record is from RefSeq and is a predicted model, not a curated record. Gene Ontology annotation, biological process: vesicle-mediated transport. Lineage: Eukaryota; Metazoa; Chordata; Hyperoartia; Petromyzontiformes; Petromyzontidae.